CGGGAUGAGGCCGGUGUGAGAGAGCCUUAGAGAGAAGCACGCAGCUCCCGGAGCAGCCCAUGGCAACAGGGGCACCCUCGGUGUAGGGACGCUCCCGGCUGCCCAGAGACAUGAAUCUCAGCUGCACCUCCGAAAAGGCGACAACAGCCUUGCUCUGGGGCUGUGAGCUAAACAAGGAGAAGCCAAGUUGGACCUUCAAGCCCCGGAAGGACGGGGAGCAGGACUGUAAGCUGCUGCUGACUAUGAUUUGCUUGGGGGAGAAAGCCAAAGAGGAGAUGAACCUCGUGGAGCUCCUGCCCCCAGCAGGUCAGGAGGACAAGAAGACCAAGCCCAUCAUCAUUGCCUCACUUAGGGCCUCGGUGCUUCCCAUGGUCAUCACCACAGGGCUGGAAUUUUCCCCUCUAGUCACCUUUCAGCUCCGGGCCGGCUCCGGACCCGUGUUCCUCAGUGGCCUGGAAAGUUAUGACACCUCAGACCUGUCCUGGGAGGAGGAGGAGGAGGAGGAGGAAGAGGAGGAGGAAGCAGAGGAGGAGGAGGAGGACACAGAUGCCCUGGAGGAGGAGGCCCCUGUCAGACACACCAAGAGGCUGGCGCCCCAGAAGCAGGCAAACCUCGCCAAGAAGAAAAGGAUGGAAAAAGACGAGGCAGUGAGACCUAAAGACAAGAGCCCUAUGAGAAAGGCCAACAUCACACCCAAACCUAAAAAGCCGGGAUCCAAGAAAUGAUGAGCCUCCAUAAUGAGAACCAGUGAGACCACCCUGCAGAGUGACCACAAGCCUCGGUGGUGCUACCCCCCCAAACCCCCUCCAUCUGAGUCUGAACGUGAUGCAGGUGUUGGGGGUUGAACACAGGAAACUCUCACCCCAACUCUCCAGUUUGCCUGAGGAAAGAGCCCAGACCUCAGGGCCACAAUAAAAUGUGCUUU
Molecule: messenger RNA, 925 nt
Organism: Talpa occidentalis (Iberian mole)
Lineage: Eukaryota; Metazoa; Chordata; Mammalia; Eulipotyphla; Talpidae
Gene: NPM2
Product: nucleophosmin/nucleoplasmin 2
Exons: 9
Coding region: 111-725 (204 amino acids)
Biological process (GO): positive regulation of DNA replication; chromatin remodeling
Cellular component (GO): cytoplasm; nucleolus; nucleoplasm
Molecular function (GO): histone binding; chromatin binding; RNA binding
Source: RefSeq, a predicted model, not a curated record